CGUCAUUACGGUAACGUAGGCGGAAGUUUGCUGUGUGAAACAUGGCGCUGUUCGGCACCAAGCUGUGUAGCCAUUUGUCUUUGACCCGACUAUGUGGUCUCAGGACAAACACCAUAACAAAAAGCCUUUACUCUCCUCACGUGUCCUGCCAGUCCAGGUUGCCCCUGUGCAGACACUACUCAUCAUCCCAAGUGAGACGAGGUAUCGGUCGAUAUGUAGUCUCCAAGUUCCAGAGUGUAAAUGCAAAAUAUGAAGAUUUCCUCAAAAGGCGAUUUCCCCGCUUUUAUCAUCUUUAUCACACAUUUAAGGAAGGAGUCAAGCUAAUGUUGCAAGAUGGGAAAGAAGUGCAGAGGAUCAAAAUGAAAAUGUUUUCUGAUGGAAUGCAGUAUAAGGAUUUGCCAUACAGGGACAUGGAGAAGCUCAGACAGUUUCGCAGGGACAUAAUGAAGGCUGUUCCGCUGAUGAUGAUAUCGAUCCCUCCCUUUGCCAACUACCUGGUUUUUGUCUUGAUGUACUUUUUCCCCCGCCAGCUCCUGAUCCCUCAUUUCUGGACUCCGAAGCAACAGGUAGAGUUCCGCGGGUUGUACCACUCCUACCGCGUCCGGCACCACUGGCCAGUGCUGAAAGGGCUCGAGAAAACGAGCCAGCGGGUCAAAGACGGCCAGCUCCAGAGUCACCUGAAGAACCUGUGCGCUAAAGUGCAAAGUGGCGCAAAUCCUAAAGUGUCUGAAAUCCUCGCAGUCCGCAGCCUGUUUUCCGGACCGCCUCUGGGUAUACGCAGGAUGAGUGUGGAUCAGAUGAGGCACGCCAGCCCGCUUCUCUUCCUGACUCCUCGCCUCCCGGGUUUCCUGAUUGGCCGGCGGCUGAACAGCCAUGCGCUGGAGCUUCUCCAGCUGGACCGGGCCCUCAGCAGGCUUGGCCCACACCAAUUGAGUGAAUCGGAACUCAGACAGGCUUGCUAUGUGAGGGGACUCCACUCAAAUGCUCUUGGCAUUAGUCAAUCCCGAGAGUGGUUAUCCCAAUGGCUUCAGGUGUCCUCUGCACUGAAAGACUCAGAGGUGUCGCUGCUUUUGCACUGCAUCGUGUUUCUCUCUGCCAACUACCCGACCGCAGCCAGCCGACACUGACAGGAAGCAAGCAGCAAUCUGCUCUUGUGAUUAGCUUCUGCCAUGUGCACCGGCAGCACUACUUCGCUCUUUUUUUCCACGGAAGAAACGUUCUUUUCUUGUUCUUGACAAAAUUAGGAGGUUUAUGAAGAAAAACAGCCCAAAACUUGAUAGUACCAAAAGGCUUAAAACUGUCCCGUUUGCCAAAUACAUUCCCAAUUAACAGGAUUUAUAUGGGAAAAAUAGGAUGAAUCUUCUUUGUCUUUAACAGGGCAGGGGUAUGGAAUUUUACUUAGAAUUUGCACAAUGAGGCCGGUGCAUUUAGACUCAGACAAGCUGUUGAGUUCUCAUUUAAUUCAGACCCUCAAGGGGGACUGAAAUUGAUUUUGAGUCGUUGAAACUAUAUUAAGUGACGUUGUUGAGGUGAAAAAUGAUUACCUGUUACUUUAUCUCAAGCUACACACAACUAUAAAGCUCAGGUUCGUCAUUUGUUUACUACUAAGCACAUCAUUACUCACCUACAGAGACAAAGAGGAUAUUGUUUAAUAAGUUUAUCAGCGCUUUGUGUGCUGUAAAUAUUUGACUUGUGGAACUUAAAAAAUGUUCAGUCAUUCCUCAUUAAAACACCGUAAAAAGAACGCUUGUAAGUGGGCGUGUUAGAAUGUCUUCACACAUACACAUCAAACACGUACUCUAGCGUCUUAUACAUUUACCUCACUUUGUGCUUCGCUGUUAGUUUACAUUUAAUAAUUCUGCUUCUAGUGGAAUUUUCUUGCUGCAGUUUCUACGGAAGAUUUUUUUUCAGGACUGGUCGACCUGAAGUCAGUAAUUACCCAAAAGCACCUUCUAAAAGAUGAAUACUUUAGAGAUUGAAAAAAGCCCCAAUCAAUGUUUGCAAUUGCAAAGACAUUCAAGCUUGUGUUGUAUUUCAUUUUACUUUUUGCUGUGCAGCACAUCCUUCAAAAAGCUAUUGCAAAAUAAUCGUGAUGGCACUUUAAUUUAUUGUUUGUAGUUAAGCUAAAACACUAACUUAUUCUGGUCAGACCUAUUUAACGUGUUUUGCUAAAUGGAACUGCAUGUCAUUAGUGCUGAUGUUUGGUGUGUUAAAAGUGUAAAAUAGGAAAUGUCAUGCACUUCCUACGCCUGUCACAAGGUCUGGCACAAUACAUCUGCAAUAUGACUAGUUAUUUUCUGUUAAACAUUUAGAAAAAAAGAUGAUUAUUCCUACGGGAGCUACCGCAUAUAUAUUUUUUAAGUCUUGCAUUGUAAUUUACUUUUUCUCCGGAGCUAUUAUAUACACAUAUUACUUCAACAGGUUUUGAAUGUUGUGUUGCUGUGCCAAUAUUAUAUAUAUUGUAAUGGAACCCUGUCGAAAAUAAAUACCCUUUUUAAAAGGUUA
Messenger RNA from Gasterosteus aculeatus aculeatus (three-spined stickleback), 2505 nucleotides. It is a transcript of the gene letmd1, whose product is annotated as LETM1 domain containing 1. Gene Ontology annotation, cellular component: mitochondrial inner membrane. Lineage: Eukaryota; Metazoa; Chordata; Actinopteri; Perciformes; Gasterosteidae. The record is from RefSeq and is a predicted model, not a curated record. Gene Ontology annotation, molecular function: ribosome binding. Gene Ontology annotation, biological process: intracellular monoatomic cation homeostasis.